AUGUUUAAGGGGUUUGAGGUAUCCUCAAAUGAACAGGCGUUUACCCUGGAAACCCUCAAGUCGGGUAUACGGUUUGACGGCAGAAAGCUGGAGGAGAUGAGAGACAUAGACAUACGUCUGGGAGACGAAUACGGCUACGUAGAGGUGCGCUUGGGAAAUACCAAGGCUAUAGUCAGAAUAUCGGCACAGCUUGCAGUUCCAUUUGAGGAUAGGCCUUAUGAAGGGAUAUUUCAGAUAUCCACCGAGAUUUCACCCAUGGCUGGCCCUAUGUUUGAGGCUGGCAGACAGUCGAUAGACGAGGUGCUAAUUAGCAGGCUGGUCGAGAAGGCAGUGAGGCGGUCAGGUGCUCUUGACCUGGAAAGUUUGUGUAUUAUUGCGGGAUCGAGAUGCUGGGCUGUGAGAGCGGAUGUCCAUUUUCUGGAUUAUGAUGGAAAUUUCAUCGACGCUACAUGUCUGGCCGUUAUGGUAGGACUGUCGCAUUUCAAGAAACCAGAUAUUGCUAUCAAUGGAGAGGAAAUUGUUCUUUUUUCAACUGAUCAGAGAGAUCCCGUGCCGUUGUCUGUUCUGCAUAUUCCGUUGUGUGUGACUUUUGCAUUCUACAACCCCAACGAUGUGGAGGAGAACAUCAAGGGUUCUUCCAGUGGUGAGCUGAUACUUGUUGAUCCAACCAUGAAGGAGGAGGCACAAAGUCUGGGAUCGAUGACUUUGACUUUGAAUAAGAACAGAGAAAUCUGUCAGAUCAGCAAGGCUGGUGGGCUGCCUAUUGAUGCACCAGUGAUCAUGGAUUGUUGUUCCAUUGCAUACUCCAUCGUGGAAAGGCUCACGGAGAAGAUAAAACAGUUGUUGAAGGAUGACGAGGCCAAGAGGAUUGACAUUAAUGUACAAAGGGCACUUAGUGCAGCGAAUGAUAGAUAA
Molecule: messenger RNA, 915 nt
Organism: Kuraishia capsulata CBS 1993
Lineage: Eukaryota; Fungi; Ascomycota; Pichiomycetes; Pichiales; Pichiaceae
Exons: 1
Coding region: 1-915 (304 amino acids)
Biological process (GO): exonucleolytic trimming to generate mature 3'-end of 5.8S rRNA from tricistronic rRNA transcript (SSU-rRNA, 5.8S rRNA, LSU-rRNA); U1 snRNA 3'-end processing; nuclear polyadenylation-dependent rRNA catabolic process
Cellular component (GO): nuclear exosome (RNase complex); cytoplasmic exosome (RNase complex)
Source: RefSeq, a predicted model, not a curated record